Bursaphelenchus xylophilus (pine wood nematode) is the source of this 1456-nucleotide messenger RNA. The record is from the annotation of a GenBank genome assembly. Lineage: Eukaryota; Metazoa; Nematoda; Chromadorea; Rhabditida; Aphelenchoididae.
AUGACCGUUGCCGCUCCUAUCCCUCCGUUAAAAAAUGACAGUGAUUUUGGAGAGUUCAAAGAGUUCUUGUUGGCCAAUCUGAUUUCUAGUGGAAGUCCGGAAGAGGAUUCGUUGAAGAAAGUUUUCAACGCCUUUGAUCAGGUAUCCCAAAAAGAUUUCUUUAAUGCCAUGUUUUAGGAUCUUGAUGGCCGUCUCAACGCGUCCGAAACUGCUGAAUUCAAUAGAAAAAUUGUCGAUAAAAUCAAUGGGCUGAAGACUGCAUUUAUGGUCAUCGAUAUGCAAAAUGAUUUUCUGGUUGAGACCGGCGGAAUGCCAGUUAUUGUAAGUGCUCUUCAACUGGUCGGAUUUCGGUUUUUUGGACUUACAACUAUUUUUUUGAACUUACAAGUAUUUGUUGAAAAAACGCCGGAUAAUUAUGCAUCAACCUAAUAUUAUACUAUAUAUCCCUGUCCAUUUAUAGCGCUGCCCACCCAAAGAAGACCCUCUGGAAAUUAUCCCAACAAUAAACAAGAUCAUCGACCGUUCCAAGGACUUCGAUUUAACCGUUUUUACCAUCGAAUGGCACCCACCAAAUCACAUCUCCUUCGCUGAACAUGCCCAUGAUUCCGAUCGAGUUUUGGCGGAUCCCUCGCAAAAAAUUGAGCCGCUGGCGAUUGUCGAAUUCGCGUCCCCAAAAGUGACCAUACCCCUAAUGCCGAAGCAUUGCAUUCAGUGGUCCUGGGGAGCUGAUGUUCAUCCGGCGGUGAAGAGGCCACAGGGGUCAGUCACUGUUCCGAAGACAUACAGCGGUUUUGUGGAAACGCAUUCUGGCUUCGGGUUGGAAGGGUUUGAAAAGUAAGAAGAGCGAUUUUAUAUUGUAAAUACAUGCUUAAAAAGAAGGUGAGAAUUGACGAAGAGAGCGAAGAAAUUCAACUUUCCGACUUUCUGAAAUUUUUGAUCGAUAAACUCGCAACAAAAAUGCCAAGUUUUGUCCAACUUUUGUACCAAAAAUCUCGAUUGUUUCUGGGAAAUCUCAAGCUAGACAUGUCGCAUAUGGCUCAGAAAAAGUAAUCAAAUUUGUGUCAAGCUUAUAUGGACAUCCGAAAAAAAAUUUGAAGGAAGUCCCACGUAUUUUACAACUCCUUUUCAGAACCGAUCUCGAAGAUGUUCUCCGCGCCAACAACAUUGACGCCAUUUUUAUGUGCGGAGUUGCGGGUGACAUCUGCGUCCCGGACACCGCCUUUGACGCCGUGAAACUCGGAUUUGAAGUCGCAAUUUUGGAGGAUCUAAUGUGAGUUUUGGGGAGUCAUCAAAAUUUUAUUUUUUCAGUCGAAAUAUCGACUUGAAUUGGCCAAAGAUGUCAAGAGAUCGGAUGGCUUCCGUGGACAUUCCGUAUGUGCAUUCUGAUGCCGCUUUUGAAUACGUGAACAAGCGGAAAGUCCCAUGGCAAUGGAUCAAGCAUUUUGCAGGAAUUUAG